This is a messenger RNA of Racocetra fulgida, 840 nucleotides long. The record is from the annotation of a GenBank genome assembly. NCBI's taxonomy places the organism in Eukaryota, Fungi, Glomeromycota, Glomeromycetes, Diversisporales, Gigasporaceae.
AUGUGGACCAAUACCACGACGAUAGAAAAUUGGGAAAAGGAUAAAGUUGCUACAAUGGUUCGAAGGGGUAAAAUUAAAGAGGUAACUUUUCCGUAUGAUAUUGGAUUUAUAGAAAAUAUUCGAGCAAAUCUUGGUGAUAAUCCGUUAUUAUGGUGCUGGCCACAAGAAAUUAAGGGUACUGGGUUAUCUUUCCCAAUUUCAAAAGACGCAGAUCCAACAAUUACUACUUCUUACUUGGCACCAAAGCCAUGGCAUAAUUAUAAUAAUCAUUAUAAUUCUAAUUCUCGUAAUCAAAAAUAUUCCCGACCAUUUGUUCGAAGAGAUAGUGAAGGAUAUCUAGUUAGGGACAUUUCAUUAGAAGAACGUGCUGCGUUGAUUAAUAAUUAUGAGUGCGAAGGUGAAGAUGAGCAUAUAGACGAUCCAUAUCAUAAUUCUGAUGGCAGUACUUUAUAUUCUUAUAGCGAUGAAUAUCCUGACAAUGAAAAUGAAAACAUAGAAACAAUUACAUAUGACGAUUUUGAUGAUGAUAAUUAUCCUGGGAAUAUAGGCAGUGAUGAAGAUAGAAAUGAUUAUGAUCAAUCAAUCAGACGUUAUAUGCAAAAAGACCAAAAAUUUUCGGCUGUUUACGAUCAAGAACAAUCUCAGAACAAUAGGUAUAGUAAAAGGAGGGAUGAAGAUGAAAAUGAUAAUGUGCCUAUAGGGUUGUUAAUCGGAAAAAAACAAUUGGAAGCUAUGGGAUAUGAUGGGGAAAACCUUGAAGGUUAUUUAAAAACGAGAGGGGAGAAUAAUCGAAUGUUAUUUGGCGAAGGAAAUAGUUAUAAGACCGAGAAAGUUGAUUAA